AAGAGAAUAAAGGGCUUAAUAGAUUCAAUUGAUCUAUUUAAGGUGGCAUGCUGUCCAUAAUCAGAAGAGAGGAACAUACAAACCUUCCAUAGUCUCUGUUUCCAUGGCCUCCGGUGCUCCUGCAGAAUCGCUUGGAGGCCAAGUGAAGAAGAGAGCUUUCGUAACAUUCCUGGCAGGGGACGGCGACUAUGUGAAGGGAGUGGUAGGGCUGGCAAAAGGCCUGAGAAAGGUGAAGAGUGCUUACCCUUUGGUGGUGGCGGUGCUGCCCGAUGUGCCCGAGGCUCACCGCCGAUUGCUUCAAGCCCAGGGCUGCACUGUUCGGGAGAUCGAACCCGUUUACCCGCCUGAGAACCAAGUGCAGUUUGCCAUGGCUUAUUAUGUCAUCAACUACUCCAAGCUGCGGAUUUGGAAUUUUGUGGAGUACAGCAAGAUAAUAUAUUUAGAUGCAGAUAUCCAAGUGUAUGACAACAUCGAUCACCUGUUCGACAUGCCCGAUGGCUACUUCUAUGCAGUGAUGGACUGCUUCUGCGAGAAGACAUGGAGCCACUCUCGACAGUACUCAAUUGGCUAUUGCCAGCAGUGUCCGGACAAGGUGGCAUGGCCUGCUGAGAUGGGAUCCCCUCCUCCGUUGUACUUCAAUGCAGGGAUGUUUGUAUCUGAACCAGCUCGACCAACUUACGAUGGCCUUCUUGAGACUCUUAUGACAACACCUCCAACUCCCUUUGCGGAGCAGGACUUCCUGAACAUGUAUUUCGAGAAAAUCUACAAGCCAAUUCCGCUCAUCUACAAUCUGGUUCUAGCCAUGCUAUGGCGACACCCUGAAAAUGUUGAGCUUGAAAAUGUCAAGGUGGUCCACUAUUGUGCCGCGGGUUCCAAGCCUUGGAGGUACACUGGAAAGGAAGCUAACAUGGACAGGGAGGAUAUUAAGAUGUUAGUAGCAAAAUGGUGGGGUAUUUACAAUGAUAAGUCUCUUGACUUUGCUGCAGAGGAUGCAGUCCCAGAAGGAGAGACCUGCUUACCUUCUUCGAUAAUGGUGGCCAUGUCAGAAAACAAUAUCAACUACAUCUCUGCACCCUCUGCUGCCUAAGACAGAAUAAGGGGAGGGAAACAAGAGCAACUAUGAAAGAUAUAAAGAAUAUGAUAUGAUUCUAUAAACACUCCACCUUUCAACACCUAUCAGUAGCUAACCAUAGCAUCCUCUUGAUCAUGAGGUUCCCUGUAGUUUUAUCCCUUGAUUAUAAAAUCUAUAGCAGCCUUAACCACUUAUUUUCCCAUUGUCCGUUUCUGAGUGUAGGCAUAUCUAUGCACCAGCAAAGUAGUAAAAGUUAAAGCUCGUAAGGUGACAAAAUGCGUUGCUCUAUGUUUCUAGAUCCAUAUAUAUAUAUUGUAAGCUUCUCUUUAUAUAGAAGAUAACUAAUUGGUUCA
Musa acuminata subsp. malaccensis (wild Malaysian banana) is the source of this 1425-nucleotide messenger RNA. Its product is annotated as galactinol synthase 1-like. NCBI's taxonomy places the organism in Eukaryota, Viridiplantae, Streptophyta, Magnoliopsida, Zingiberales, Musaceae. Gene Ontology annotation, molecular function: glycosyltransferase activity. The record is from RefSeq and is a predicted model, not a curated record.